This is a messenger RNA of Staurois parvus, 312 nucleotides long. Lineage: Eukaryota; Metazoa; Chordata; Amphibia; Anura; Ranidae. The record is from the annotation of a GenBank genome assembly.
GCCAUGGAAACCCAUUCCAUGAAGCUCUCUACGCACUGUUGUUGGGCUCAUCUGAAGGCCACACCAAGUUUGGAGGUCUUUAGCUAUUGCCUCUGCAGACAGUUGAAGCCGUCUGCAUGCCUAUGGGCUUGAUUGUAUACACCUGUGUCCAUGGAGGGGAUUGGAACACCUGAAUCACAUGAUAUGGAGGGGAUUGGAACACCUGAAUCACAUGAUUUGGAGGGCGGGGCCAAUACUUUUGUAAACAGAUUAUUACAGUUACUGGAGUCACCUUUGAUAUAUUUGUACAUUGUAAUCAUAUCAACUCCUAAG